GGGCAUCCAUCAGUCAGACCCAACACCUUCUUCCUCUCCCGUGCUGCUUUGGCGCUGCAUAACCUCGUCUGGUUCCAAAACCCAUCCAUACAUCUCCCCAACCUUCCACAUCGCCAACGAAUCUCUUCUCCUGCGACGACAACGACGACGACGACGAUAAGCGACUCGAAGGAUAGAUCAGGCCAUCAAUAUCGAUGACUCUCAACGCAACGAGAUCGUAUUGUCUGAUCCGUUGAUUCGGACCAACCUCGCAACGCCAUCGUAUCUUUUGGCAAUUUCCCGACGGCGCUGAUAACAUCAAGACACCACAACGCCUAAUCGCCAGCAACCCUCGAGCUGACCUGCCUCAUGGCGUAAUCCAUGGCAGAACGAAUCGCCUCUGCAAACCAGCGCUCCAGAUCGGUAGUCGACCUCGAUCCCCCCGCGCGCCUCCCGUCUACGCCGACGACAUCGUCUUCCGGUUCGGGCUCGCCCACCCUAGCUUCGACAUCGUCUUCCCAGCGAAUUACCAGAUCUUCUGCCCGGCAAGCGGCGAGUCUCGCGGCUUCAUCGACACAACCCGCUGCAAGCGCCGAUCCCGCAGCGGCCGCCCCUGCACCACCGAGCUCCAGUCCUCCAAACCCUCCCACCUCAGCCUCGCGGAAACGAAAGGCUUCAACACAAGCUACCAGCCCUACUCCUGGACCACAGCAGUCUGCAUCAGCUUCCUCCAGGCGAUCAAAGCGUCAAAAGGUAGCCGAAGCUGUUCCACCGUCCCAGCUCCCUACUCAGCCGCCUGUCCCGCCUCGCUCCAAGAGAAAGGGCAAAUCUACCGUCGCCAUGUCGAGCCCAGACAUUUCCGCCGAUCCUGCGAACGCAUCAGAGAACACCGCACCCUCGGCAUCUUCAAGCCGCAAAUCCAGUAGCAGCCGAAGCAAGAGGACUGCCACCGGCACCCUAGCAGAUCCUUCCGCCAACACAUCCAGCUCUUCCCGCAAGACGAAACGGAAUGCUGCAAACAACGCGGAUCCCGAUACCGCAAUGACGGGCACAGAUGACACUGAAAAGGAGUCUCUUCCUCUCCCGCCCCCACCGCCUCCUCCCGAACAUCAGGACGACGAUGACAGUGACGAAAACGAUGACGACGAUGAGGGUCAGCGAUACGAUGACGACGUAGACGAUGAUCCCUUUGGGGGAUUCGGAGGUCCUGGAGGUCCCGGUGGCUUGUCAAGUACCUUGCGGGCCUUGACAGGCAUGAUGACGGGUAUUUCGUCCCGCCUGCGAGAUCUUCUCAACAGCCUGCGUCAAAAAGAUGACCCAUCAGUGCAGCUGAUCGCCCUGCAAGAGCUGUCUGAAAUCUUGUUGGUUUCCAACGAGGAUAACUUGUCAGGUCACUUUUCACCUGAUGCCUUCGUCAAGGAAUUGGUGACUCUGAUGCAACCCAAUGAGAUUACGGGCGAAGAGAAUCCCGAACUCAUGCUGCUCGCCUGCCGUUGCCUGGCAAAUUUGAUGGAGGCAUUGCCCGCCAGUGUGGCCAACGUUGUUUACGGAGGGGCUGUCCCAGUGCUCUGCCAAAAGCUGCUCGAGAUUUCCUUUAUCGACCUUGCCGAGCAAGCCCUGAGCACCCUCGAAAAGAUCUCUGCAGAGUAUCCGUCCAGCAUUGUCCGAGAAGGUGGCUUGACCGCCUGCUUAUCUUACUUGGAUUUCUUCGCAACAAGCACACAGAGAACAGCCGUCACCACCGCUGCAAAUUGCUGUCGAAACAUUCCCGAAGAUUCCUUCCCGGUCAUUCGAGAUGUCAUGCCCACACUUCUCAAUGUCUUGGGCAGCAGCGACCAGCGAGUGGUCGAAAAGGCUUCCAUCUGUGUCUCUGGCAUUGUGGAGAGCUUCAAGUACCAGUCUGCAAAGCUGGAAGAACUCGUCAGUGUCGACCUGCUGAAGGCCGUGUUGAGGCUGCUUGUGCCUGGCACCACUAAUCUCAUUGGAGCCGAUAUCCACACGCAAUUCCUGCGAGUGCUGGCCUUUACGGCUCGUGCAAGCCCCCAGCUUUCGGCGGACUUGUUCAAGCUCAACAUCGUGGAGACACUGUACCAAAUCCUUACCGGUGUUUCUCCGCCCAGCGGUACAGAAGACGUUGCCUCCAAGUUGGACAGCGUUGUCAUCAUGCAGGCCUUGAUCCAUCGACCAAAGGAGCAGAUUAUCGAGACGCUUAAUGUCAUUUGCGAGCUCCUACCUAGCCUGCCUCGCAACGCCGACCCCUCAUAUGGCGACUUCGUGGAGAUGAACGCGGCGGAACCCAUCACUCCUUCCUCCACAGCAGCUGGAAAGACGCGCAAGUCACCAAACGACAAGAGAAUCGAACUACUCGACAGCUGCAAGUCCGAAGUUCGCCGCUUUGCUCUUAUUCUUUUCCCGACCUUGACCGACGCCUUUUCGAGCACGGUUAACCUCAACGUUCGUCAAAAGGUGCUCACAGCGCAGCUGAAGAUGCUUUCAAACCUCGACGAGGAAAUUCUUAGCGAAGCGCUGAAGACAGUGUCUUAUGCUUCCUUUCUGGCUUCGAUUCUAUCUCAACAGGACCAUCCCUCAUUGGUGAUGCUGGCACUUCAAGCCACAGAACUCCUUCUCAGUCGCUUGGAAGAUGUUUACCGGUAUCAGCUCUACCGCGAAGGUGUCAUUUCGGAAAUCACCAAACUAGCCAUCGAGGAGCACACGCCGCCCCCAGCGCCAGAGCCGGCCGGCUCACAGGAGUCCCACACCGCAGAGCAGCAGGCCGCAGCAGAUUCUGGUGAUCAAUCUUCAGACAAUGAAGAGUCGGAAGACGAUGAAGAACAUGAAGAGUCGGAUGACGAGGAAAAUGAAGAGGACAAUGAGAACGAGCCUCAUCCGGACGACAUUUCUGGGUCGCCGGUUAGCUCACGCGGCUCAACAAUGUCGCUCGACGGGCCGCCUCAACACUUCCUGUCAGACGUUCCAUCGAUGCGAAGCAGGAUUCGUGAGGUUGCCAAAAAGUUCUUGGAGAGUCACGAGACCGAGAAGCACGGCAAGGCCAUGAAGAAGAAGGCGACUAAGAUUCUCACCAAUCUAUCAGAUCUUGCUGGAGAGAUUGAAGCCUUCUACCUCAACAGAUCGGCGGGUAAUCUUUCGCCUGAAAACGGCAUAGAGUUGUUCAAGAAGCUGGCCUCGUCCUUCGACGCCGACGUCCUCGAAAGUGUCACCAGCGCAGAGCUUCUGGCUUCUGGACUCGUAAGGGUGCUUUUGGAAGUUUUCAGCAAUCCCGAUGAGGAUUUAGCCCGCACUGCCCAGGCGGACUUCUUGCAGGUCUUCAUGGGCUACAGCGUCAAGUCCAAGCCCAAGACCGCCACUGCUGAUUCACCUGCGACUCCCUUCAGUGUCAUGGUUCACAAACUUCAAGAUUUGCUGAGUAGAUCUGAGCAUUUCGAGGUCAUCACUGUUCAUCAAAAUACCUUCGAUGGCAAUCGCAGUAGUGCAGCGUCCAUGCUCGCGAAGCAGAUUCGGCUCAGGCUUGUGGCUGAUGACGAGUCUAUACCAAAGUCAUAUAGAAACAUAAUGGUUUCGAUUCACGCCAUCGCGACUUUCAAGUCUCUCGAUGACUACCUGAGACCCAGAAUCAGCCUGUCGGAACGGCCACGUGGCUCCUCAAGGCGGGCCGACAAUCUCUCGAGGGCCCUCGCGUCGUUGGCAGGCUCUGCUGGUUUGCCACUUAGUCAUGCGGCAGCUAGACUUGCGGAGCGCGCAUCGGCAGCGUCUGGGUCAAGUCCGAUUCCACCACCCCCCAGCGUGCCUACGCCCAGCGGCUCGCGUUCUCUCCGCAAGACGAAGUCGAAGUCAACACCUCAGUCGGAGAGUGCGGCCACUCCAGAUACCUCCUCCAGCACCAGAGACAAGGGCGUUUUGAGGAGAUCUACCCGUCGUAGCGCGGCGUCGGCCGCAGAUAGCCCAGUGCCGUCCAGACCACCUCCUGAAGAAGACGACCUGGAGAAUGCCCUCGAGUGUGCAGACGAGAAGCAGCUGUCUGACGACGAAGAGAUUGGCGGAAGCAGUGCAUUGGACGCUAUUGUAGGUGACUUGGACGAGGAUAUGAGCGAAUCUCCCGGUCCCGAGCCUGGCGCUGUCAACAUGGAAAUCGCUGCUGGUGGAAAGGUCACCGCACGGAAGGAUGACGGGACCAGGGUGCCCACGCCAUCGCAGAGUUCUCUGCCUACUCGUUCUAGUGCUCUUCUGCCCCCUCCUGCGGCACAAAGCACUCCCACGCCGGCAACCUCAUCGAGGCCGAUGUCUUACGCUGCAGCCAUCCAAGCGGUGCCACAGGACUGGCAUAUCCAGUUCACUCUCGACAAUAAGGUGAUUACGAGCGAGACUACAAUUUACCGUGCCGUCCACACCUCGGCCGCCAAUUCUGAUGAGCACUUUAGCCGAAGUGUCUGGUCUGCAGUGCACCCAAUCAAGUUCCGACGUGCCCCUGGUCCACCCCCCGCGGAGACCCUUUCGUUCAGUUCCAAUGCUCAGGCCACUACGGAGGAGAAUGGCGAAGGAAACGUUCCGGCAUCUCUCGCCAAGCACCCUUCGACAGCCUCUAUCCUUCGCCUUCUCAACAUUCUUCACGACUUGAACGCCAACAUCGAAGAUGUCAUGGUUGAGAACAGCGAGAAAGAUGCUGUUCGUCUGAAUGUCGAGCCCCUAUCACAGUUCGUCAACACCAAAUUGACGGCGAAGCUCAAUAGACAGCUUGAAGAGCCUUUGAUCGUCGCGAGCAAUUGCCUCCCAAGUUGGGUGGAAGACCUUGCACGACUGUACCCUUUCCUCUUCCCCUUUGAGACCAGGCACUUGUUCUUGCAGUCGACCUCAUUCGGUUAUGCGCGCUCGAUGACUCGGUGGCAGAACGCCCACUCUGCGGACGACUCGCGUCGCGAUCGCCGCGACGAUAGACCAUUUUUGGGUCGUUUGCAGCGCCAGAAGGUUCGCAUUUCCAGAUCCAAGAUCUUGGAGUCGGCCUUGAAAGUAAUGGAGCUGUAUGGCGCGUCUCAGAGCAUUCUCGAGGUUGAAUACUUUGAGGAAGUCGGAACCGGCUUGGGUCCGACACUUGAGUUCUACUCGACGGUGUCGAGAGAGUUCUCCAAGAAAAAGCUUAAGCUGUGGAGAGAGAUGGAUUCGAACGAGUCGGAAGAGUACAUCUCUGGAGCGAGUGGACUUUUCCCUCGGCCGCUCAGCGACGAUGAAGCCACUGCGCCCAAUGGGGAACGUAUUCUGCAACUAUUCAAGACUCUCGGCAAGUUUGUUGCUCGCUCAAUGAUCGAUUCUCGCAUCAUUGAUCUGAACUUCAACCCCACCUUCUUCCGCAUUGGAGAUGGUUCAUCGGCACCUGGCGUGAAGCCAUCACUCGGCGCAGUUAAGGUCGUCGACCCCGGCUUGGCCAGGUCUCUGAAGACCAUUAAGAAGUUCGCCGUGGCCAAGAAGGAAAUCGAUGAAGACCCUUCACGAACGCCUGCUCAAAAGGUUGCCGAUACAGAGGAUAUUGUUAUUGACGGUGUCAAGCUGGACGACCUGUGCCUGGAUUUCACGCUUCCUGGGUUCCCAGAGAUCGAGCUGACGCCCAACGGUGGACAAAUUCGGGUCACCAUUGAUAACGUGGACUCGUACCUUGAGCGUGUCAUUGACAUGACCCUGGGCACUGGUGUUCGCCGCCAGGUAGACGCCUUCCGCACCGGUUUCUCCCAAGUCUUCCCCUACUCUGCGUUAAGCGCAUUCACCCCCGAUGAGCUGGUAACUUUGUUUGGCCGGGUUGACGAGGACUGGUCUCUCGAAACACUCAUGGAUUCGAUCAAGGCGGACCACGGCUACAACAUGGACAGCAAGACCGUCAAGAACCUGCUGCAGACGAUGAGCGAGCUAUCGGCUCCCGAGCGCCGUGAUUUCCUGCAAUUCACCACGGGCAGCCCCAAGCUCCCCAUUGGAGGAUUCAAGAGCUUGACGCCCAUGUUCACGGUCGUCUGCAAGCCAAGUGAACACCCCUACACGUCUGACGAUUAUCUCCCCAGUGUCAUGACGUGUGUGAACUACCUCAAACUACCCGACUACACCAACAUCGAAGCCAUGCGCAAACAGCUCUCUACUGCCAUCAAGGAAGGCCAGGGAGCUUUCCACCUGUCAUAGACGCUGUCUCUGUCACCGACUCAGCGAAUUCCAGGAAACCGAAAACAGAAAAAAACAGAUAGCGAACCAGAUGGCCGAGUUGGUCAUCUCAGCGAAUGUCGCCACAUUUACAUGACUGUGGUAUGAAAUACAUCAACAAGCAUUGCACAUCGGGCGAUGGUAUUCUUUCAACAAUAAAGAUUUUAUGGAUGGAACGGUCUGGGUCAGGGAACACCAGUUUUGGGUGAGGUGGACUGAAGGGCGAGGGUAACAACACACAUUGAAGAGAAGCCCCUCCACCCGACUUUGCAUGGCAGGUUCGUUAGGCGUCAGACGUGCUUUUCGGCUUGCCUCCCUGUUAUGGCCUCGAGGCAUUUCUCUCUUGUUUCGGCACUGUUUCUAAGGGUCCAUGACCAGACCCGUCUGAAGCCUGCUGGUUUGUGACGUGCCAAGGGGACCCCGUUGAUAGAAUGGUCAAAAUUGAUUUGUGA
This is a messenger RNA of Colletotrichum scovillei, 6623 nucleotides long. Its product is annotated as HECT-domain-containing protein. Gene Ontology annotation, biological process: proteasome-mediated ubiquitin-dependent protein catabolic process; protein polyubiquitination. Bases 361 to 6153 code for a protein of 1930 amino acids. Gene Ontology annotation, molecular function: ubiquitin protein ligase activity. Gene Ontology annotation, cellular component: nuclear speck. The record is from RefSeq and is a predicted model, not a curated record. The transcript is spliced from 6 exons. NCBI's taxonomy places the organism in Eukaryota, Fungi, Ascomycota, Sordariomycetes, Glomerellales, Glomerellaceae.